GAGAGAGAGAGGAUUUACACAGGUCACUCAAACUACGCGACAGUGGGAUAUUUGUGAUUUCAACCCAAAAAAACUCACAUCCCUUCCACUUUAACGUACCUAGUUUAAUCAUGGAUGCUACAAUUUUUCAAAUCUUCAUCGGCGAGUUCGGCGACCCCAACUGCAGUCUCGUGGAUGCCUUUCAAGAGACUUUUUUUGAGAAUACAUCAUUUUCUUUAAUGGAUUUUGAUGGUCUCUAUUGCAAUGCCACGACUGAUGAGAUUGGAACUUGCUGGCCGAGGACUAACACGGGUCGAAUCGUGGAAAGACCGUGUCCAGAGUACAUCAAUGGGGUCAAAUACAACACCACGAGGAAUGCAUACAGAGAAUGCAUGGACAAUGGAACGUGGGCCCUCAAGAGUAAUUAUUCCAAUUGUGAACCCAUCUUAGAGGAAAAGAGGAAAUACCCGAUGCAUUACAAGAUUGCCCUUAUCAUAAACUACUUAGGCCACUGUAUAUCUGUGGGAGCUCUAGUUGUGGCCUUCAUACUGUUCCUAUGCUUGAGGAGCAUUAGAUGCCUUCGUAAUAUAAUCCACUGGAACCUGAUCACCACUUUCAUUUUAAGGAACGUUAUGUGGUUUCUGCUUCAGUUGAUUGACCACAAUAUUCAUGAGAGCAAUGAGCCCUGGUGUCGCCUUAUUACGACAAUAUACAAUUACUUUGUGGUGACCAAUUUCUUUUGGAUGUUUGUGGAAGGAUGCUACCUUCACACGGCUAUUGUGAUGACGUAUUCCACAGACAAGCUUAGAAAAUGGGUGUUCCUUUUCAUCGGGUGGUGCAUUCCUUGUCCAAUUAUCGUGGCCUGGGCUAUAGGAAAGCUUUAUAAUGAAAAUGAACAAUGCUGGUUUGGAAAAGAACCUGGAAAGUAUAUAGACUACAUUUAUCAAGGACCAGUAAUUCUUGUGCUUUUGAUAAAUUUUGUUUUCCUGUUCAACAUUGUGAGGAUUCUUAUGACCAAGCUGAGAGCCUCUACGACCUCUGAAACAAUACAGUACAGAAAAGCAGUUAAAGCCACCUUAGUUUUGCUGCCCCUGUUGGGCAUCACCUACAUGCUGUUCUUUGUGAAUCCAGGAGAAGAUGACAUCUCCCAAAUAGUAUUUAUUUACUUCAAUUCUUUUCUCCAGUCUUUUCAGGGCUUCUUUGUGUCAGUAUUUUACUGCUUCCUUAAUGGGGAGGUCCGCUCAGCGGCCAGGAAGAGGUGGCAUCGCUGGCAGGACAACCACGCGCUGCGGGUUCGAGUGGCCCGGGCUAUGUCCAUCCCCACCUCCCCCACGCGGAUCAGCUUCCACAGCAUAAAGCAGACCACGGCGGUGUGACCUGCAGAGCGCUCCCGCGGAGCGCUGCGUGAGACGGCGCCGUCACCCCAUCCCCAUUUUACGAUGACACGGCGUGGGAUGGCCGGCUAUUCGCUUCGAACACAUAACAAUUUUGUGCAGAUGAGCCAGGCAAACUUUUUCGCACAAACGGACUAAGCUAAACUGAGGUGAGAGGCAGCAGUUCAGAUGGAAACAACAGCAGUUCUGCCACACUCUGCCCGACCCAUUCCAUGUCAGAAUCCUUUCAGCGGUGGGCGUUUCAAUGUCGCAAAAGCAGGAUUCCAGCACAGAUAUUCAAUUCACAGACCAGACAUUCUGUUCCUUUGGGUCUCAAUGCUUCCAUGUCAAGAGGGUUCUCGCUGGUAUUAGCUGGUUCUGUCCUAGUUUUGGAGGUUGCGUUCAUUAUUGUGCCUCUUCAUGGAUAUGCAUAAUGAACCGGCCAAUCAGAAAACAUUUAGGCUCAACAAGUGCAGACAGAAGUAAGGUGCAUGGAGCUGUAUAUCUGGUCAGUAAAUAGAACAUCUGUUGGUCCAGACCUUCUCUAUGAAAGGUUCAGAAGUCUAAAUACAUCUCUGUGCAUAGCACAGAACUGGAGAUUGAUGACUGAUGUCCUUUUAACAGACUACAUGGAGUGUAAACUGCCAAAGGAGUGUACAUUUUGGAAAGAUUGAGAUUAAUGACGAGUGGAAGCUCACAAGAGUCAAAUUGAAUAACUUUCCCAUG
This is a messenger RNA of Megalops cyprinoides (Indo-Pacific tarpon), 2078 nucleotides long. RefSeq names its product corticotropin-releasing factor receptor 2 (gene crhr2). The transcript is spliced from 12 exons. Gene Ontology annotation, biological process: cell surface receptor signaling pathway; adenylate cyclase-modulating G protein-coupled receptor signaling pathway; long-term synaptic potentiation. Lineage: Eukaryota; Metazoa; Chordata; Actinopteri; Elopiformes; Megalopidae. Gene Ontology annotation, cellular component: axon terminus; dendrite; plasma membrane. Gene Ontology annotation, molecular function: peptide hormone binding; corticotrophin-releasing factor receptor activity; G protein-coupled peptide receptor activity. The coding region runs from base 111 to 1355 and encodes 414 amino acids. The record is from RefSeq and is a predicted model, not a curated record.